AUGAUUCCCAAAUUGAAAUUCUUUACAAUCAGGCGAAGCUUUUUAAACGACUUGGAGAAAUUAAAAAAAAACGAUCAAUUGCCUAGAGAAAUCAUAUCUUCACUUGGAAAUAUGGUAAAAGAGAUAUUCUCAAUUCUUUUUAAAAACGGUUUCUUACGAAAAGCCCGAAAAGGGGAAAACAACGAUGACUUUUGGAGUAGCUGGCAAGAGCACUUUGAUAAAUGUGAAUGUCACAAGUACUGUCUGGAGAAGUAUCACAUUAUCGAGUGCGGAUACACUAUUCAGUGUAAGCCAAGUUAUGAUGUUGAUCUGUAUGAGCAACUAGGCAACAACAAACACCAGGUGGUAAAGUCACCGUUCAUGGAUUUUGGUGUAUACACCACCAAGUUUAUGCAAGAACUAAAAAAAGGAAAUGAAAGAAGUAUUAUGAAGGCUUUGUUAGAUGACAAUCACUGGGAGGAGAUUGAGGCCGGGAGCAAUUCAGCCAACGCAAGAUACGUUUAUGAUUUUUUUAUUGUGAUAAAUAGGUAUAUGGGAAAUUGCUCAAUGAUUGAAAAAAGCGAGUCCAUUUUCAGUUACCACCUCGUUUGGCCGCUCUUAAGUUUAGCAGUAAAGACGGCAACUUUACCAAUCAGAAACCUUUUGUUUAAAACUGGUGAAGUUAUACUGGACUCCUCUGAUGAGACACUCAAGGCGGUUGGCGUUGUUGAAUUGGACGGUAUCGAGUUUUGUUUACUUGAAACAUCCGAUGCAUAUGGAAUCUCAGACAACAGUCGUUUCGGCAAGGACCAUGUAAAGGGUUCGUUUGGCGCAUUGAUGUUUCUGCGAAAAAUCUUAAAAACAUGCUUCUAUGCUACUGAAGACAUGUUGUGCGAGUUGAAGGUGUUAUUUGUGCAUGCAAGAAGCAAACGCAUCCAUCUGUGGUCGCUAGAAAUGCCGGCCAAGGAUGUCCAGGUUCUGGAGCAUUUAUCAUAUACUGAUAUUCCAACAAAUGUAAGCCAAGUUGAUAAAAUCUUGAACCUUGGGAAUUUUGUUUGGAAGUUGAGCGAUUGUCUGCGAAAAUCAUACCAAACCAUCAAUAGAAUGAAGGAGGAGCAUGUGAGGUAUCUGACCAUGCGACAGUUGAACCCGAACAAUCAGUCAAGAGUAAAUUUAGCAACCUUGGUAGAAAAGGAAAUCCAAAAGCCUCUAAAAGGCAGCGACUACGGUAUCAUUUUGCCCAAACAAAUUGAUGACUUUGAUUUGGACAACACCGUUAUACCUGCAAAUAAACAAUGA
Messenger RNA from Mycotypha africana, 1278 nucleotides. RefSeq lists its product as uncharacterized. The transcript is spliced from 5 exons. Bases 1 to 1278 code for a protein of 425 amino acids. NCBI's taxonomy places the organism in Eukaryota, Fungi, Mucoromycota, Mucoromycetes, Mucorales, Mycotyphaceae. The record is from RefSeq and is a predicted model, not a curated record.